This is a messenger RNA of Cheilinus undulatus (humphead wrasse), 1433 nucleotides long. RefSeq names its product gem (nuclear organelle) associated protein 8 (gene gemin8). The record is from RefSeq and is a predicted model, not a curated record. The coding region runs from base 72 to 710 and encodes 212 amino acids. Gene Ontology annotation, biological process: spliceosomal snRNP assembly. NCBI's taxonomy places the organism in Eukaryota, Metazoa, Chordata, Actinopteri, Labriformes, Labridae. The transcript has 4 exons. Gene Ontology annotation, cellular component: SMN complex.
CAAAGGCUGCUGGGAAAUUUUCUCUGAGGAAGCACGAUGAGCUGCUAAAACAUCAGGGAGCUGGUUGGCGGAUGCUAGUACAGCAGGGAGAGACAGUCGCAUCUCCAGUCAUGGAGGACAUCAGCAGUGUGAUGUCCUGGUUUUCCAGCCCCGUGUACAGCCGUUACUGGCAGCACUACCAGCAGGCGAUGGCCUGGCACCAGCGACACAGGCGGGCCUACAGAAAGGCCUUAGAAGCCGCCUAUGGCCCUGGAUACAGCCAGGAGCAGCCUCCCAGUGGUCACCAGCGCUAUGCAGACUGGCAUGAGGGCGAGUGUGGCACGGAAGAAGAGGAUGAAGAAGAGGAGAGCAGCUCGGACAGCGAGAUCGAGUGUGACGUCAGUAACAUGGAGAUCAGCGAGGAGCUUCGGCAGUACUUUGCGCAGACGGAGAGGCACAGAGAGGAGCUGAAGAAGCAGCAGCAGAUGGAAGCUGAACAGCAGGACAGCUACGUGCCGGCCGACCAGGACCUGCACGGCGUCUCCUGGCGAGGAAGCGCGGCUCCUCCCCUUGAGCGACCGGGUGAGAGACGAAAAGCGGAGAUGCAGAAGCUUUACGGCAAGGACUCGGCUAAGAUCAUGGCUAUGGAGGCAGCAAUGCAGCUCACUUUUGAGAGAAACUGUGACCUGAAACAGCCAAAAUACUGGCCUGUCAUUCCACUGAAACUGUGACAGACAUGGAAGAAAUCAAGCAAUGCAUGGAGGUGCCUGACUGUGCUGGUGUAGAACUAAUAGUGGGGUUAACUGAAGUUUAAGGUCAUUUUAAGUACAGAAAGAUGCAUAGAUUAGUUUAGCUUCUGCUCAGAAAGGAGCUGACUUUACAGACCUGUUGGAUUAUUCUUAUUUAAAUACCUACAGGAGUUAUUUUUUACCUUUGUCUGCCUGUCUGCUAUUUGAAAACACAAUAAGCAGCACUAAACUCUGCUCCACAGGUCACAGGUACAGUAGAGCUGCUGCUGCAGGUGAUGUAAAUGUAUUCAAACAACAUGUGCCUGCGUGUUUCCUCCUAAUCUCUUCCUGUUUACCCUCCAGCUCGCCAAUGUUACAUGCUGCAGUGGGUCCUCUUAUGCCUGUCAACUCAGUUUAACCACAAAAAAAAAAAAAACGUUUAGACCCUCCUCCUGCACUGAAAUUUAGAAAAAGUGUUCCCGCAUGGCUGCUUCUGAUAUUCCCCCUGAACAACAAACACAAAGACUGAUUUGUUGUUGUUGCUGCUAAACUGUGCCUCUCUGAUUCUGACAUCAUGUUCAAAGCCGUUUCCUCAGGAGAGACACUGAUUAUUCUCUUUUAUCUGCUGUUGCGCCAUCCAGCACCCUUUUUCUUUUUUUAAACAGAUGGAAGUGUGUUUUAAUAUAAACUCUGUUUAUAAUAAAGUGUUUUAUGUUUGGAAUAAAA